Paramecium pentaurelia is the source of this 564-nucleotide messenger RNA. The record is from the annotation of a GenBank genome assembly. Lineage: Eukaryota; Ciliophora; Oligohymenophorea; Peniculida; Parameciidae.
UUCAUUUAAAAUUUAUACACANAUUAUUACCAAAAAAAAUAUUACACAAAGUAGCUGUUUCAAAUGUUGGAAUAUGUUUAGUUAUUUAUUAACUCUACAAAUGGUAUUUAGCAACUUCAUUUGCUGAAGUAAUGGCUUUAUAUAUUGGUCCCUAUUUGGUAGUCAAUAUGUGGUUGACCAUCAUCACUUCCUUGUAACAUAAUGAUUUAAAUAUUCCUCAUUAUGAUGAAUCUGCCUGGACAUGGUUAAAAGGUAUAUUGUUGAAAUUAUUUUAGGAAAUUUAUGUACUAUUGAUAGAAAUUACCCUUUAUGGAUUAAUGCUUUACAUUUUGAAACUGGUACUACUCAUGUUCUACAUCAUCUCUUUUCUGAAUUACCUCAUUACAAUGCAAGAGUAUAUUAUCAUAUUAUCAUUUACAGGAAGCUAAUAUCUAUCUAAAAUAAAUAUUGGGUGAUUUGUACUACCAAGAUACCAAAAACUUUUGGAUUUCCCUCUAUUAGACUGCCAGUCUUGUUGGAGUAGAACAUAAAGGAAACGGAGUUUGGAAAUUCGUUAAAACUUGA